UCGAGGUGCUGUAUCAGUUUGAGUUCUUCUCUGAACUGUUGAAAGAUCUGGGAGCUGAGAUUGCCCUGUCCAUGCCUGUGAGCACCAUUAAGAAGUUCCCCAAAGAUAUGAUGGACACUCUCAGGAGGAUGAUCAUUCAGGAGCCUCAGCACUUCCUCAUGCUAGCUAGAACCAAACAGGAGCUGCUGGUGGACAAAGUGGUUCAGAGGAUGGGCAUGUACACAGGUGUGUUCACUGAGGAGGAGUUUAUUUCACUGGGCAUCAUGGCACCAUUUGUGGUGGAUGAAGUUCUCAUUCAGCUCGACCGCAGCUUCUUCACUGAAAAUCUGGAUUAUCUCCAGGGGCUCUGCUACAGCAGCGGCAAGAUGAACAUUGUGGCUCGUAUCCUGCAAGAUCCUGCCGCCUUUGGUCCAGCCAAACACUGGAACAAGACCACAGUGAGUCAGGUGGAUCGCUUCCUCUUCUUCCUGCCUGAGGACAAACUGCAGGAGAUUCCUCUUGAUCUGAUGACAGUGGGCUGUAUAGAGAAGCUGUUCAUGAGCCAGCGGCAGUGGGAACGCGGGGAUGUUGGGAGCCACUGUUUAAACGAGAACGAUAAGAGGAGAGUUUUUGAGAAGCAGCAGUUUGUCCUCCAGUUUUUCCUCGGCUUCCUCAAAAUAAAUCCUUUGUCACCGGCUCCCAUGGUUCCUACCUGUGAAAUCCUGCACACUACAGCUCCCUCUGCCUGGACCUCCAGCAGUCUGAUCAGCAUGACUACAUCAGCCUUCUCCAACUGUCUGGAGCUUAUGGGUCAGGACCCAUUCCUUGCAUCCUACCAGCGCAGCCAGGUGCUGAGGAAAGUCAAACAGAUAUACGGCCCUGUCUCGUCCUUCUCUCAGUCUCUGAUCACCCAGCUGGGCUGGAUAGCGACAGAGCUCUCCGUGGAGGAGCUGAGCAGCCUCAGACUGACUGAGCGUAGGAGUAUCGCUGCUAUGGGUGCUAUCAGUGUAUGGACCAACAGACAGCUUGCUGCACUGUUUAGCGCCAUUUUAAACUCCACCAAGCAAAGUCCAAGCCAGCUGGACUAUAGCACACUAGGGGCCAUGGGAUACAUUGUGUGCGGAGCUAAAACCACUGACAUAAAUGUGUUCAAUGCUGUAGAGUUCAGUAAGGCGGUGCUCCAGCUGGGUCAGCUAAAGUUAUCCUGCUCUGAGGAGCAGCUACUGGCUUUCAUCGAGCUGCUAACUCACAGCUUCGCUUUUGGACCCACAAGUUCAUGGGGAACUGACGUUUUCAUUGAGAUCGGAGUUCUGGCAGCUGGUAUCCCUGACAUGGCUAUGUCAGCGUUGGUGAAAAUGCAAAUUGAAGGAAUCAUACCUGUGGCUAUCUCCAUGAUACCAGCUGACAAGUUUGCUGUGGUGUUUAACCAGAAACACAUCAGCAUGUUCUUUUAUGAGCAGGCUGCUGCUGUGACCGAAGAGCAGCUCUCUAAGAUGUCAGAUGUUCAGAAGACAGCUCUAUCUCUGGUGCUGACACCCUGGGAGGCAAGGCCUGUAGACUUCAGAGGGAAGUCACUGGGGUUGGCACUGAGCCACAGCCGCCUGUGUCUCACACUGGGACUGCUGAUGCUGCUGAUCAUCCUGCCCUGACCUGAUCUGCCCUGCAAUAUGACCCCACUCACCCCUGCUGGAUCAGGAGACACAUCCUCAUCCUCAUAACAAGGAUCACAUUUAUCUGUGCAAUAUCAAGCAGCACUUCAACAUGUCUUUAUACUGAAUUGAAUGAGAUUUUUAAUUUACUUUGUAUUACAACCAUACAUUUCUACACUAUAGACUAAAAAGUGAGCCCACAUUGGUUUAUUUAUUUACCUGUUUAUUUAUUUAUAUUUUUAUGUAUUAUUUUUUACUAUUUAUUUUAAUAAACUUGCAUAAACCCAUCCUGUCCUUCAACCCAUCCCUAACCUUCUCAGGGAGUAAAACCAAACCCACAAAAACAGUCCUAAGACUUGCAAGAUUUAAAAACAGUUACUAGAAAUCUGUUGUGUUGCAAAUCUAAAAAGUAACACAUACAUAUAUAUAUAUUAAUUUAUUUAAAGUUAUAUAUUUUUGUGAAAUGAUACAAUAUUUUUGUCAGAGUAAGAGCAGAAAUGUUUGCUACAUUUAUAUUUUUGUUGUGAGUAAUAAUAGUAAGAUCACAUUGUAUUAGUAUUGAUCAUGUGCAGUCUAUUUUUGCUGUGAGUUUUGUAUUGUUGUGCACACUUUCUGGUGUGAUGAAUGAAGUCCUAUAUUAUCAAA
Labrus bergylta (ballan wrasse) is the source of this 2273-nucleotide messenger RNA. The record is from RefSeq and is a predicted model, not a curated record. Lineage: Eukaryota; Metazoa; Chordata; Actinopteri; Labriformes; Labridae.